UCUCUCUCCCCGACGGCGCCGCGCUCCGAGGCAGGUGAGGCGCUGGGCUCGGGCCGAGCCGGGGCCCCUGUCCCCGCCCCCGCCGCGAGGGUGCCCUAGAGCCCCCGGGGACUCGGGGUGUUGCUGCCGGCGCGUCGCGCCAGGGCAGAGUCGGUGGCCCGCGACUGAGAACUGGAUACUUGUCCAUGGGCUUCUGGUCACGCUGUGAGGCGGGACGGCUUCUGGUGUCCUGUUCAGAAGGAUUCUGAGGUCAAACGCUUUUCAGACUCAGACUCACUGUGAUGUGAGAUUCCAGGGCAACGCAGUUUUGAAGAACAAGCUUACAGGGAGGGGGUCCUCGACUGUCCUUGUAGAUGGUGGUUUUCUUGGGGACUCAGCAAACUCUUGGAGAGGCCCAGUGCAGCAUUUCCUCACGUAGGGGAAUACAGAUACAGAUGCGGAUGAGGCUCUUCCUGAAGGAUCUGUGUUUGUUGUUCAAAACACAAUCAGAAAGACACGUGUUGCUGUAAAAUCUAAUCAAAGGGUGGGGACACGAGAACACCAGGGAUCAGGAGAGCGGCGCGACACCGCCAGUGUCGACUGCUCUGGCCCAGCUGUGCGGCCUCAGUCCUCACCCACACGACACUCGGCCUCGAGGGACUGGGCAGUUUCCCCGCUCUCUCUCAACUCUUCACGUUCUGGUAGCGAACAAGGCAAGCAGUGGUUUAGAGAACAUGCGCCGUGAAGAGAGCCAACCAGGGUGACAGAGGCCAGAGGGCUGGGGUGGGUGCCGCUCAGGGAGGGUGUCACCUGGGAAGGGAGGCGAGGGCUCACGGCCACAGGCCCCGACGGGCCGAACCCUGGAGAGUGUGCGGCCAGGCCCCUGGGGGCUGCACGGGGACAGGCCGGAGGGACCAGGCAGCGGGCCCACCAGGGUUCUGGGGGACGGUCCUGGCGAGGGUGGGAGCCAUGCAUCCUGCUUCGACCUGGAGUUGUUACUGCCAGAACGUGCUGGAAGGCGGAUACAAGUGUGGGAGAGGGAAGGCGGGGCUGGCUGGGCUCCCUCCCGCCCUAGGUCCCCCCUCUGUCUCUCCAUCCUCCCAGGCAUGCCCGCCCCCAGCAGCAGUGGGCCUGCCUCCUCCUCGGCCCCUGCACCUCCGAGUCCAGGCUCUCCUCAUUCACAUCCUGACUUGCAUACCUGGGCAGCCGCCGCUCAAGCCCCACCGCUCCGGUCUGCCCUUCCUCCGCCGUCAGUCGCUGCAGCGAGAGCUCCCAUCCCGUCUCUGUCCUGCUCAAGGCUGGCGGCUGAGACCGAGGCGGCAGAGAGGAAGGGUGGGCCCGAGUGGGCAGCUGUGGGGCGCCGCCCAUCCUCCCCGGACGCCCUGAAGAGGUGGGGCGAGGCCCAGACCCCCAGACCAGCCCGUGUUUGCUGGGAAGAAAGUCGAGUCCUGGCUUGCUGCCACGACAGGCUGCCUCAUCUGACACGAGUCGCUCUUCCUGGAACCCUACCUGGAAAGGGUGUCUGGUCGGGAGUGGGGGCCCGGGGCAAGGCUGCCCGUUUCCCCUCCGCGCGGGACCUGUGCGUCCGUCCUCGCUCGCUCGCAGCUCCCGGCCGCAUGGCCCACGUGUUCGUGUACGGGACCCUGAAGACGGGCCAGCCCAACCACCGGGUCCUGCUGGAGGGCGCCCACGGUCGCGCAGCCUUCCGGGGCUGGGGUCGCACGGUCGAGCCAUACCCGCUGGUGAUCGCGGGGCAGCGCAACGUCCCGCGGCUGCUGAACCUGCCGGGCCGGGGGCGCCGAGUGGCUGGGGAGGUCUACGCCGUGGACGAGCAGAUGCUGCGCUUCCUGGACGAGUUCGAAGGCUGCCCGGACAUGUACCAGCGCACCCGGGUGACAGUCGCUGUCGAGGGGGCGGGCGGGACCCUGCAGUGCUUCGUGUACACCACGGCCACGUACCCGCCCGAGUGGGUCCACCUCCCGUACCACGACGAUUACGACUCGCAGGGGGAGCACGGGCUUCGCUACAGUCCGCGGUGAAGCAGAUGAGAAGCGCGAGGGGAGCGGCCGCCCGAGGACCAAGAGCCUGGUGGUUGGAAGACGGCCUCGCUGGGUCCGCACUCGUUGAACGCAAAAGCCCGAGAACACCCUCUGAAAUAAAAUUCUAUUGGGGGGGGGGGGUGCGGGGGGGGGGGAGUGUCUUCUUCGGUGGCAGCCGAUUUCCCAAAUAA
This is a messenger RNA of Balaenoptera musculus (blue whale), 2209 nucleotides long. It is a transcript of the gene GGACT, whose product is annotated as gamma-glutamylamine cyclotransferase. Gene Ontology annotation, molecular function: gamma-glutamylaminecyclotransferase activity. The transcript is spliced from 6 exons. Bases 1086 to 2018 code for a protein of 310 amino acids. The record is from RefSeq and is a predicted model, not a curated record. NCBI's taxonomy places the organism in Eukaryota, Metazoa, Chordata, Mammalia, Artiodactyla, Balaenopteridae.